UUAGAGCAGCAAGAGAAGAAGAACGCUCACGAUAGAGCUCAGACUGAACCAAAAGGACACAAGUAUCUUCUCUGAAGCAAUGGAAGGUGAAUGCAAAGUGGUUCUCGAUGCUGCUGUCGGCACAGAAGUUGGGAAACAGACAAGAACAAGCUGUAAGACGACCACGGUCCUACUCGCCUUCACCCUCUGCCUGGCUGCCGCUGCCGCCGCUGUUCUGCUCUUCAACACUCACACCAAGGCCGGUUCCAGACCAGACUCCAGACCAGAAGAGGACAGUUUCGAUCUUCAUCACACACUGAGACAAGUGUCAAACGUGAGAGCCGCCAUCCACUUAACAGGGCAGCGCAAUACCAACUUGACGACUUCGGUGGAGUGGCUGAGCGAUGUGGAUGACUCCCACUCUCAAGGAGGACUCAAGCUGAAGAACAACGAGAUUGUGAUUCCCCGCACCGGCCUCUACUUCGUUUACAGCCAAGCCUCCUUCCAGGUCAGCUGUGGUGGCAAUGAGGACGAUGCCAGCUCAGCACCCAUGGUCCACCUGAGCCACACCGUGAAGCGCUGGUCCAGCUCCUUCGGGAACGACGACAGCGAGGAAUCCUUCCAGACCAUCUUGCACUCCAUCCGAACGGCCUGCCAGAGGACGGCUGGCGGGGAUCCGGAUGUCGACGGGUACUGGUACUCGGCCGUGUACAUGGGAGCAGUGUUCAACCUGAGGAAAGGGGACCGUCUGAAGACGCUAAUGGAGGAGAAAAUGCUGCAUCUGCUGGAGGAUGAUGCGGGGAAGACUUUCUUUGGUGUGUUUGCUCUGUGAGGACAUUGCUGUCCACGGAGAAGCUUCACUGCUGCCCUGAGCUCCCUCAGUCUCAUGAGAGGAGCUUCAGUGAGCAGCAUUUACCAUUGAACCAAUGGUAACUAAGCAAAGCUAACCUUAACUUGUUGACAUGAAACCGAUCUCUAUGAGUCUACCGUGUUGUGUACUGUGUACUCAUACCUGUGCCGCCUUUUGAUAUACUUGCACUGAUGUGGUGCUGCUAGUGUCGUUUCACUACAAACUGAUGGAGGAUAAUGUAUUUUUUUUAUAUAUUUAUCAUAUUUAUUGAGUUAUUUAUUGAUUAUUUAUUGUGCUGAGUGUUAGUAUUUGUAUAAUUUAUUUAUUUU
This is a messenger RNA of Cololabis saira (Pacific saury), 1158 nucleotides long. It is a transcript of the gene tnfa, whose product is annotated as tumor necrosis factor a (TNF superfamily, member 2). Lineage: Eukaryota; Metazoa; Chordata; Actinopteri; Beloniformes; Belonidae. Gene Ontology annotation, cellular component: membrane. Gene Ontology annotation, molecular function: tumor necrosis factor receptor binding. The record is from RefSeq and is a predicted model, not a curated record. Gene Ontology annotation, biological process: immune response. The transcript has 3 exons. The coding region runs from base 80 to 811 and encodes 243 amino acids.